Messenger RNA from Torulaspora delbrueckii, 1758 nucleotides. RefSeq names its product Rmd8p (gene RMD8). The coding region runs from base 1 to 1758 and encodes 585 amino acids. The record is from RefSeq and is a predicted model, not a curated record. The transcript has a single exon. NCBI's taxonomy places the organism in Eukaryota, Fungi, Ascomycota, Saccharomycetes, Saccharomycetales, Saccharomycetaceae.
AUGAGUUAUAAGGUAGGAGAUGGAGAUAGGUCUGAUGCUAAUGGGCUACCGCUGGCACGUAGGUCGCCCUCGAUUUUGGUGACCGAUUCGAGGUCUUCUCGAAAGAGGAUGAGUGCACCUUUUGCUGGACAUGCAGCAGGAGUAAGAAGUCGUGAUGAGCUGCCGAACAUGAAGUCUUCUGGUUCUUUUGGCAAUAAGGUUUCGAAUAAGAGAAGAACUUCUGGAAGAUUUAGUGAGAUUUCUAUCGACAAUAUAUUGUCUGAGAUGUCCGAUGUGCCGUCUGGGAGAAGAGAGGAGCGUCUAUCCAGUUCAUCUGCGGACAGACAUUAUGCUUCUGAUAAGCCACGUUCACUUAACUAUUCCAAGAUGAUCAAUCCGCUGCCUGCGAGAACUUCCAAGACUUCACAAAAACUGGUUUUGAUUCCUGAAGAGGCAGACGGUCGAGAGUCAUCAGCAAACGCCUUUUCUCGUAAGAGAUCGACGACAUCAAUGAAAGGGUACGGUGAAAGUGCUCGUCAUGCUAAGAAAGAUGAAAAGCUCGCUAGAAUUACGGCAUAUAAUGUGGCAGAAGGGUUCAAUUUGAAGUUAAUGUCGAAGUUUCUCAAGUGUACCCAUGAAGUGUCACCAAGAAUGUACGAUGAAUGUCUUUAUGUUGCGUACACUUUGCCGCUGCUUCUUGGGAAGGAUGGUUUCAGAGUGAAGUCUAACAUUUCAAAAAAAGUUGUAGGUGGGAAGACUCUUAUUGAAAAGCUCAUUGACACAAGUGAGCAGAGAGAUCACCAUUACGAGUAUUAUUCUGGUGUUGAAACGCUCGAAGAUGCACGAAAUGCCUUCGAGUUAGAUCCCACUGCAGUCUUGGUCGAAAACGAUCCCAACAUUAUCCCAAACCAUUUGCCUAACCCACCAGGGAAUCUGGAUUCUUUUGACCCCAGUGAACCGCAGUUCUUUGCAGAAGAGACUCCAACGGAGCAAAAAUUGCGAGAACGAAGAGAGCAAUUUAAUAUGCCGGCCAAUAACAAACGCCACGGUACAACGAGUAGUGGAGAUCAGCACGCCGAAAUCUUUAUUUUCCGUUACGGUGUCAUAGUCUUUUGGAACUUUACGGAGAUACAAGAGAAGAACAUCUUGGGGGAUAUAGCUUUUGCUGACUAUAAAAACCUUGUUAUAAGGCCAUUAGACGAGCAGGAUAUUGAGAGAGAGCAGUUCCACUUCGAUUAUGAUAAGGACACUGAAAGGCCGCGAAUCUUUAAUGAUAUCGUAACGUUGAGGUCUGGGGAUCAUAUCAUUGAGCUUACACUCUCACACGCCAUUGCACAGUCUUCGAAACUCUCGCGUUUCGAAUCACGAAUAUCGCCAAUACUAACAGCAGUUACCAAGCUUCCGAAAAGGUUAGCAUUAUAUGGUACCCUAGGUAUGAAAAGGGAACAGUUGUUGAAGAAAUCCGGCAAGUUGUUCAAGUUACGUGUAGAUGUCAAUCUAUCAUCCAGUGUUCUUGAUACACCGGAGUUUUUUUGGAGUUUCGAGCCAAGUCUGCAUCCACUAUACAUUGCAAUGAGAGAAUAUUUGGAAAUCGACCAGAGGGUACAAGUACUAAAUGACAGGUGCAAGGUCUUUCUUGAAUUCUUCGACAUUUGCGUUGAUUCAGUCGCAGAUCGAAAUAUAGCUCGUGUGACCUGGUGGUUCAUUAUCGCAAUAAUUGUUGGAGUUGUCUUCUCACUUUCAGAGAUCUUGGUAAGAUAUAUAAUCAUUCAAGGUUAA